Molecule: messenger RNA, 495 nt
Organism: Vavraia culicis subsp. floridensis
Lineage: Eukaryota; Fungi; Microsporidia; Pleistophoridae
Exons: 1
Source: RefSeq, a predicted model, not a curated record
AUGAGGAGCAUAACUGUCAUAUUCGCUCUAUUGGCUUUGGUAAAAAAUAUCUUUGCAGCAAGUAUGUCUUCAGGAGGGUCUGUAGAUGAAAAUCCGUCCAAAGAAAUGGAAAAAUCAGCACCAGCGGGACUCAAGGAUAUUCCACCUUUGAUGUCAGGAUCUGGAGAUAGUGACGAAGAUGAAAAUCCGUCCAAAGAAACGGAAAAAUCAGCACCAGCGGGACUCAAGGAUAUUCCACCUUUGAUGUCAGGAUCUGGAGAUAGUGACGAAGAUGAAAAUCCGUCCAAAGAAACGGAAAAAUCAGCACCAGCUGGACUCAAGGAUGUUCCACCUUUGAUGUCAGGAUCUGGAGAUAGUGACGAAGAUGAUGAUGAAGAAGAAGGAAUACUUUUUGGUGAGCCAUUGCCAUCGAUCAGCCCGUCAUCACAACCACCGAAAGAAGAAGAGAAGACUGCUUCACAACCACCGGAAAAAGGAGAGCAAUCUGCUUCAGAA